Diorhabda sublineata is the source of this 888-nucleotide messenger RNA. RefSeq names its product circadian clock-controlled protein daywake-like. Bases 40 to 786 code for a protein of 248 amino acids. The transcript is spliced from 5 exons. The record is from RefSeq and is a predicted model, not a curated record. NCBI's taxonomy places the organism in Eukaryota, Metazoa, Arthropoda, Insecta, Coleoptera, Chrysomelidae.
UGUGAUUCUUAUUGGGUGUCGAGUUGUUUUACGUGCAAGAUGUCGCGGAAGAUUUUGGGUUUUUAUGUUUUGUGUUUUUUCCAUAUUUAUGUGACCUCUAAAAAGAUCAGAACACCUUCAUACAUCAAACCAUGUUCGAUCAGUGCUCCGGAUUUCGAAGAUUGUUGUUUAUCACAUGGAAAAGAAGCUUUACCUUAUAUAAUAAAGGGAGAUAGAAGAUUUGGUAUACCAAACAUGAUACCUUUAACGAUCCCACAAAUCGAUGUGGAUGCCGGAAAUAAUUUGAAAAUAUUAUUAAAGAAUAUCAAAGUAUUCGGUUUAGAUAAAACAAUUUUAAACAAAGUUAAAUUUGAUACCGAUGCAAAAAAAUUAAUGAUCAAUAUAUCGAUACCGCAAUUAAGUUUAAGAGGAAAUUAUGAAAUCGACGGAAGGAUAUUGAUUUUACCCAUAAGGGGAAACGGAGAUUUAGACAUAUUGGCUAUUGAUGGAAUAUAUCAGUAUAACGCCGAAUAUAUAAUCCGCAAAUAUAAAGGCGACGAUUAUUUUGAUUUAACUGAAAAGGACACUUUGGACUUCGAUCUCAAAAAUAUGAAAAUUAAACUCAAUAAUUUAUUUGACGGUGAUAAAAAAUUGGGUGAUCAAAUGAACAAAUUCUUGAACGAAAACUGGAAAGAAGUUUUGAGCGAAUUCGGACCGGCCAUUAGUGGUACUGUACGAUCUAUAGGGCGUUCGAUAGCUUCGGCAAUAUUCAAAAAAAUUCCCUAUCACGAAUUAGUGUUAGAUUAAAUUCGUAUUGUUGCUUCGUAGUACUUUAAUAAAUAGAUAAUCGAAAUUAAUCAGUAUUUCGGGACAACCUGUAUAAUAAAAUAAAAAAAUAUGACACGAAAA